Hyalella azteca is the source of this 2771-nucleotide messenger RNA. RefSeq lists its product as uncharacterized. The record is from RefSeq and is a predicted model, not a curated record. Lineage: Eukaryota; Metazoa; Arthropoda; Malacostraca; Amphipoda; Hyalellidae. The annotation marks the transcript as partial. The transcript is spliced from 4 exons.
AAGCUGUUCCUGACGUCAGCGCAGUCACACGAGCUGCUGGCCGCCCAGCAGGCAGCUGCCUCCCCACCCCGCGCUCCUAAACUCAACCCCAUCGCCGCUAUGUUCCAGCAACGGCAGCAAAAAUCUGCAGCUGACGCCAGCAAAGGCAAAACUGACGCCGAUAAACUGCGAACUGACGCAAGCAAAGGCGAAACUGACGUCGGCAAAGUCAAAACUGUCGGCAGCAAAGGCGAAACUAGCGCCAGCAAAGGCAAAACUGACGCCGGCAAAGGCGGAACUGACAUCGGCAAAGGCAAGCCGGACGCCAGCAAAGGCAAAACUGUCGCCAACAAACGGCAAGCUGACGCCAGCAAGCCACAGAAACGUACGACUGAAACUGCCAGUCAGCAGUCAAAACAAAGAAGGGAGAAAGCCAAUCUUAAAUCAAAGAUUGGCUAUACGAGGCAAAAAAAUACUAAGAAGACGCGUAUUUCGUCUGAUGAAAGUGAAGAGCAAGAUAGUGAAGAGGAUAUAGGAGUGGAAGUGGAGGAGGGAAAGGAGGGACCAAGCAAAAAGGAGAAGGAGGGACCCAGCAAAAAGGAGGGAAAGGAGGGACCCAGCAAGGAGGAGAGCUACACGCUGCUGCUGGUGGAAGAUCUGGACCUGCUGUUCAGCGAGAGGGACGACGGUUUCCUGACAUCAGUCAACUCGCUGCUGCUGACCAGCAAGCGGCCUGUGCUGCUGACAUCGACUGACGGGCGUACUGCUGCUGCCAUGCUGCGUCAGCACUGCAGACAUGCUGAGGCAUCCCGGCCUGACAUCAGCACGCUAGCCGUGCACCUGCAGCUGAUGAGUGUGGUGGGCUGCGGUGCAGCUGUUGCUGCUGCAUCUGCUGCACGUGUUGCUGCAGCUGCUGCAUCUGCUGCACGUGUUGCUGCAGCUGCUGGCACUGACGUCAGAGCAGCUGUGAACGCUCUGCAGUGCUACGUGAUGUAUCACGACAAGUCGUCUGCGGCCUCUGCGUUGGAACGUGCAGCGCUGCCGCGACUAACUUCAACCCAAGCGUUAAGUUCAACUUCAACUCAAGCAGCAAGUUUUGUUCCUCUGGAAGGUUCCGCGGAGAAUUUGGAGCUUCCACAAAAUUUCUACCCUGAAUUAAAAGAUUUAUUCCCUGGAAUUGAAGUUGAAAAUCUAACACCAUUGACCCCAAGUUACCCUAUCAAAUAUUUACCACAAAAUAUUGACAAUAAAUUUGCAGUUAAAAUAUAUGAUUCCAGGGACGGUGAUGAAACAAACAGAAUUGUUUUGCCGUUGCACGCAAUCCCGCAGUUUAGUUUCACGCACGUUCUUCUGCCGCUGUUUUUGUGCCUGCCUAAACGCAGGAUGGAGGCGAGGAAAAAGAAGUUCCCACUGAGUCUGGAUGACCCACAACUGAAGGAGGUGCCCUUGUAUCGCAAGUACUCCUGGCUGGACGUCGACAGCGACUCUGACGAUGAGAAGUGCGAGAACUUCAUGAAGAGCUGCCAACAGGAGAACCAAACCUCCGCUGUAAGUGCUAGAAAAUUUGCUGUAAAUGGCGGCGAGAGUGAAAAUAAUGUCGGCAAGAAUGAUGAUGAUUGUGAAGAAGAAAAUUGUUUCUCAAGCGAUCGUGAAGUUUCAAAACGUCGACAGUCGUGCAGCUCUUCACGUAGCAGUCUCAGAACUUUCCGUAAGGACAACAACUGUGAAAGUCCCAAGUUAGGAAACCAGCAAGAAACCGAAAAAGAAUCUACAGAGACUGGCGGUAAAAUUGACAUUAAAAUUUCAGGGGAGAAUGUAUCGCCCUUGAGUGCUAAGCCUACAAAUGCGUCUGCAGUGGUGGCUCUGGAGACCAUCGCUGGCUUAUUGAAUGAUUUUGCAGACCUGGAUAUUUUAUCCACGCUUCCCUACGACAAUUUGGUCGCUCCUAUAGCCAGCUACACAUCGUCUCCUGCCGCCCACCUUCUGCAAGUGUCUUCAGUUUGCCGUGCAUCGAAUUCUGGUUUGAGUCCCAGCAAUGGAAAUUCACCUAUUCCGAAAAUUCGCAAUUCAACAACAGAAAAACAAAAUUCUCUUUUGACUGAGAGUGAGAAAUGUUGUGGCAGGUUCAGUCUACUCGAGACUUGUUUCGACCGCCACUCGUCCUUGUGGCGAACGCAGUGUCAGCCACACCACUGCCUCACAGACAGCCUCUCAGACGACCACUCAGUCGAGCCUUACCACAGCCACUCUUACCUGCAGGCAGACAUAACUUCAAGCCUCUCUGCAGCUUCUCUAUUGUAUCACCUAAAUUCCCUUGAAAAAACAGUCAAGGACAUCGACUUUGACGCUAAAGUUGCCGGCAAAACGAUGCUUGAUAUUAUGUCUGUUCCUGAUUUGGUUGGCGACACCGAAUCUAACCACAGUGAUGACCGCUACACAUGUCAUGUGGACAAUAAUUCCCUGUACUCGCUGCUGCUCUCGCGGCUGCCGCCCCAACACCUGCUGGGGGGCGGCAGCUAUGAGGUGGUGGCGAUGCUGCGACACUUGGCACGGCAGGACGCCAUCACCAGCGCAGUCAACCUCCUGAAGCGGCACAGACGGCGUCCGGCCGUCAGGGGAGGAGGGUGUGCGCUGCUCGCGCUCGUCGGGGUCGAGAAUCUCGGGGAAACUAAACUAACUGCGAUGGCGAACGCUCUCUCGGAUGUGUAAAUAAGUUGUUCCGUUGUGGUAUUUUAUGUUAAUGGGUGUGUCCUCACAAUUUUUUUCAUUACGUUCGGAUGCAAGGUUUUAAA